This is a messenger RNA of Syzygium oleosum, 2317 nucleotides long. RefSeq names its product phosphoribosylamine--glycine ligase-like. Lineage: Eukaryota; Viridiplantae; Streptophyta; Magnoliopsida; Myrtales; Myrtaceae. Gene Ontology annotation, biological process: purine nucleobase biosynthetic process. The coding region runs from base 529 to 2145 and encodes 538 amino acids. The record is from RefSeq and is a predicted model, not a curated record. Gene Ontology annotation, molecular function: ATP binding; metal ion binding; phosphoribosylamine-glycine ligase activity. The transcript is spliced from 4 exons.
AUCGGAGUGCUAAGAAAAGGACAGUUCUUGCGCGCGCGUUCUUGCUUGGGAUCCUGUAAGACGCAUCGUCUCCCUCCUCCUUCGUUUCCUUGUGUCUUGUUUUUGCAGAAUCCUUUGUGUACCCACUACUUUUCAUGCGCCAGAGACGGGAGGAAGGUGGUUAAAAGGGUGCAAAAAAGGAGAAAAAAGAGGAACUAGAACGGCCAAAACCCGAUCAUCUGUCCGCGAAGCUAAGAAAGUUUAGACCUUUGCUGUUGGGUGUUGAAAAAUCUAUGAUCUUCACUCUUCGUCCAUAUGUAUGGGGAACUAUAAUAACGAAAGAUGUUACCUUUUUGUUCACUCGUAUCUUCCCUUCAUCGGUGCUUAUGAAAACCAAGUAGCCGCUGAGAUUAUGAUGCUAACACAGCCAGUUUGCUUCGCUUGGGGAAUUUAGUUUAGCCACAGGCACUUAGCUUUACCAGCCUUCUCUCUAGGACUAGGAGGGUUUGGCAAAGCUUAUAUUUCCCUCUCGUUGCAGGUGCAUUGGUAAUGGGUAUGGCUUCCACCGCUGCCUCUAGUCUUUUAGUUUCGCAGAAACUUUUCCACAGAGGCCACAGCCGUUUUGGAUUGGGAUCUUCCAUUCCUGGCUUUUCAAGUCUUGAACUUUCUUGCCGCUUUUCUGGUUCAUGGAAUUCGGGUCAGCUUGCUGCACAUAUCAUAUGGAACUCAAAACCCCACCUCAAGAAUGCUCGAUAUUUGCCUUCUUCGAUCUUCUCCUGUGCCAAUCGGACAUCCGAGCCCUCAGUGUCGGCUGAUUCAUCCCACACUGGGGUUGCUGCUGCUGAGAGAGUGGUAGUGCUGGUCAUUGGUGAAGGAGCAAGGGAACAUGCACUUUGUUGUGCCUUGCAACGAUCUCCAUCAUCUAGUGCAGUCUUCUGUGCACCUGGAAAUGCCGGUAUUUCUAAAGCUGGAGAUGCCACUUGUGUCUCAGACCUUAAUAUUGCCGACAGUUCAGCUGUAAUUUCUUUCUGCCGCAAGUGGGGAGUCGGACUUGUUGUGGUUGGACCAGAGGCUCGUCUUGUUGCUGGUCUGACGAAUGAUUUAGUUAAGGCUGGAAUUCUUACCUUUGGCCCCACAGUAGAAGCUGCUGCACUGGAAGGUUCUAAGGAUUUCAUGAAAAGCUUGUGUAACAAGUACAACAUUCCCACAGCCAAGUAUAAAACGUUUACUGACCCAUCUGCAGCAAAGAAAUACAUUAAUGAGGAAGGGGCACCGAUUGUCGUAAAAGCAGAUGGAUUGGCUGAUGGAAAGGGAGCUAUUGUUGCCAUGACGUUGGAGGAGGCAUAUGAAGCAAUUGACUUGAUAUUGGUUAUGGGGGGUUUUGGUUCUGCAGGUUCCAAGGUCAUCGUUGAGGAAUAUCUUGAAGGAGAGGAAGCUUCUUUUCAUGCCCUGGUUGAUGGAGAGAAUGCCAUAGCUAUGGAAACUUCUCAAGACCAUAAACGAGUUGGGGAUGGUGAUACAGGACCUAAUACUGGCGGGAUGGGUGCUUACUCUCCAGCGCCGAUCUUAACUCUAGAGCUGCAGUCUUUUGUCAUGGAGUCUAUCAUUCUCCCUAUUGUCAAAGGGAUGGCGGUGGAAGGUCGCAAGUUUGUUGGCGUUCUCUAUGCAGGACUCAUGAUUGAGAAAAAGUCUGGGUUGCCUAAAAUGAUUGAGUGCAAUGUGCGCUUUGGAGAUCCGGAGUGUCAGGUAUUGAUGGCUCGUUUGGAAUCGGAUCUGACUCAAGUCCUGCUGGCAGCUUGUAAGGGAGAGUUAAGAGGACUGACACUUGAGUGGGCGCCUGAAUUUGCUAUGGUAGUGGUCAUGGCAAGUAAGGGCUAUCCAGUCGCCUCUGCAAGCGGAACUGUAAUUCGGAAUCUUGAAGCAGCAGAAGCUGUCGCUCCAUCUGUCAAGAUACUCCAUGCUGGAACAACUUUCGACUCAGAUGGUAACUUUGUUGCUGGUCGAGGCCGUGCUCUUGGGGUCACUGCCAAGGGGAGGAAUUUGGAAGAAGCACGUCAAAGAGCUUACCAAGCAGUUGAAACCAUCAACUGGCCAGGAGGCUUCUGCCGACAUGACAUUGGGUGGAGGGCACUUCCAAAGAAUCAAUUCACAGAAAAAAGUGGUUGAGCUUCAGAUGCGAUCUCAAUGGGCAUUCCAAUAUGACGAGUUUACUUUUAGAUUUAUUUAAGGCAAAGUGAGGAAUUUUCUUGGCCUUGGUCGAAAAGGUUUUGCAGAUCACUUUUCGAUGUGCUUCAUCCAUAGUAAUUGUUGGUGGAAUAAAGUUUAAUGUUGCGGACUC